CAAAGCCGCUCAUCACAGAUCAUCUACAAAUUACAACGUCUGAAAGAGCCUCUUCUGCCUUUCAAACCUCCCGCCGUCACCAUGGCUUCCAUACCAGUUAUCGUCAAACAUCAGGGCAAGAAGUACAAUGUCGACCUUGACCCCACCUCCACCGGCGAGGUCUUCAAAUUCCAGCUCUUCUCCCUGACUGGUGUUGAGCCAGACCGACAAAAGAUUCUGGUGAAGGGUGGUCAGCUCAAAGAUGACACCGACCUUUCCAAAAUCGGCGCAAAGCCAGGACAAACAUUCAUGAUGAUGGGUACUCCAUCGGGUGGCAACGAACUCAAUAGACCAACGGAGGCGAUAAAGUUCCUUGAAGACAUGACCGAGGCAGAGGCUGCACAGCAGGUCGGAGCCAUACCUGCUGGAUUACAAAAUCUAGGGAACACAUGCUAUCUCAACUCCACUCUACAGGCAUUACGGGCGGUCCCAGAGCUUCAGGAACAGUUGUUUAAAUAUACAGCAGGACCAUCAUCAGGCAUCGCAUCACGCUCAGACCUCAGUAUGUUUGGCCUUGGUGCCCUGGGGGGUUCUACAGAUCUCACGGCCUCGUUGCGCGACCUAUACAAGCAAAUGUCCGAAACCCAAGAAGGAUUCCCGCCCAUCGCCUUUCUCAAUGCUCUUCGGACUGCCUUCCCACAAUUUGCCGAGAAGUCAAAAUCAGGUCCCGGUUACGCACAGCAGGAUGCAGAGGAGGCUUGGUCACAGAUCGUAGCGCAACUGCGUCAGAAGUUAAAGCUGAAGGAUACUGCUCCUGGUAGCUCUGAGGCUGCCGGCGAUGUCUCAUUCGUCGACAAAUACAUGGCUGGGCGAUUUUCUUCAAUAACUGAGUGUGAUGAGCAGGAGGCCAAGGAUCUGGGCGAGGAGCCGGUCAAGAGCGAGGAUACGUUCUUGAAGUUGGAUUGCCACAUCAGUGCUACAAUAAAUCAUUUGAGAGAUGGAAUAAUUGCUGGGCUGGAGGAGAAGAUUGAGAAGAGAUCAGAACUGCUUGGCCGAAAUGCUGUUUACACCAAGAAGUCAAAGAUCUCGCGUCUUCCGAAAUACCUGACCGUACAUUUCGUCCGAUUCUUCUGGAAGCGAGAGGCUCAGAAGAAAGCAAAGAUUAUGCGCAAGGUUACGUUCCCUCAUGAGUUGGAUGUUGUCGAGUUCUGCACAGAUGAGCUCAGGGACAUGUUGAUCCCAGUCCGAGACAAGGUGCGGGAGGUCCGCAAGGAUGAAGAAGAUAUUGAUAGGGCUCGUAAACGUCAGAAGCGUAUACAUGAUAAGGAAGUUGCGGACAAGGCAGCCGGCAUCGUCGAUUCUGUCUCUGAAUCAAAGAAGGAUGACAAGAAAGAAGAGAAGGGUGAAAAGUCCAGCGGCGGAGAUGUCGAGAUGGAAGACGUAGUGUACAAGACUGAUGCUGAAAUUGACGCCGAGAAGGCCGCUGCCAUCUUGGAGGCGAAGAAGGAGCUGCAUGCUCUGAUUAACCCUGAGCUCGCAAAGGACGAGGGCGCCAAUAUGUCAGGUCUUUACGAACUUCGAGGCGUAGUCACACACCAGGGUGCUAGCGCAGACAGCGGUCAUUAUACUGCCUACGUCAAAAAGCAGGGUCCUCUUGAUCCAAAGACUGGAAAGAGAGGUGAGGAGGAUGGGAAGUGGUGGUGGUUUAAUGAUGACAAAGUUAGUGAAGUUGAGGCGGAGAAGAUCAGUACGUUGUCUGGUGGUGGAGAAUCACACUCCGCUCUGAUUCUACUCUAUCGGGCCAUUCCCUUGCCAACUGCAGAGGGCUUGAGCGAGUAAUGAUCUUGUACGAGCGUGGUUGGGUGCAUGGGCGGGCGUUACCAAGCAUCGUGCGGUUUAGGCGGUGAAAAGUGUAGUCUUAUGGUACACCAGAUACAGCAGUAGAGAUGAGCUCCAGCCC
Amorphotheca resinae ATCC 22711 is the source of this 1939-nucleotide messenger RNA. RefSeq lists its product as hypothetical. Gene Ontology annotation, biological process: regulation of proteasomal protein catabolic process; protein deubiquitination; proteasome-mediated ubiquitin-dependent protein catabolic process. The transcript has 2 exons. NCBI's taxonomy places the organism in Eukaryota, Fungi, Ascomycota, Leotiomycetes, Helotiales, Amorphothecaceae. Gene Ontology annotation, molecular function: cysteine-type deubiquitinase activity; protein binding; proteasome binding. The record is from RefSeq and is a predicted model, not a curated record. Bases 82 to 1818 code for a protein of 578 amino acids.